Messenger RNA from Medicago truncatula (barrel medic), 1194 nucleotides. RefSeq names its product peroxidase 64. The coding region runs from base 46 to 996 and encodes 316 amino acids. Gene Ontology annotation, molecular function: heme binding; peroxidase activity. The record is from RefSeq and is a predicted model, not a curated record. The transcript is spliced from 4 exons. NCBI's taxonomy places the organism in Eukaryota, Viridiplantae, Streptophyta, Magnoliopsida, Fabales, Fabaceae. Gene Ontology annotation, biological process: hydrogen peroxide catabolic process; response to oxidative stress.
ACAGAUAGCAACAGCUAAAAAAUAAUCAAAGUACUCUUAAUUGACAUGGCUGUCAUGGUUACAUUCUUGAAUUUGAUUAUCAUUUUUUCAGUGGUUUCUACAGGAAAAUCACUCAGCUUAAACUACUAUGAAAAAUCAUGCCAUGAUCUGGAGUAUAUAGUUUUGAAGACUGUGACGGAUGCUACUGCUAGGGACAAAACUGUUCCAGCAGCACUUCUCCGAAUGCACUUCCAUGAUUGCUUCGUUCGAGGGUGUGAUGCAUCUGUGCUGCUAAAUUCAAAAGGAAAAAACAAAGCAGAAAAGGAUGGACCGCCAAACAUUUCAUUGCAUGCAUUCUAUGUCAUUGAUGAAGCAAAGAAAGCAUUAGAAGCUAAAUGCCCUGGUGUAGUUUCUUGUGCUGAUAUUCUUGCUCUCGCAGCAAGGGACGCAGUUUAUCUGUCUGGAGGACCUAAAUGGAAUGUUCCAAAAGGAAGAAAAGAUGGAAGAACAUCUAAGGCCAGUGAAACAAGACAAUUACCAGCACCAACAUUCAACAUAUCACAGCUGCAGCAAAGCUUCUCACAAAGAGCAUUGUCUGUGGAAGACUUGGUAGCUCUGUCAGGAGGGCAUACCUUAGGCUUCUCUCACUGCUCAUCUUUCCAGAACAGAAUCCAAAACUUUAAUGCUACACAUGACGUGGACCCUUCGUUACAUCAAUCAUUUGCAGCAAAACUAAAAUCAAUUUGUCCGUUGAAAAAUAAGGCCAAAAAUGCUGGCACCACUAUGGACCCUUCUGCAACAAAUUUCGAUAAUACAUAUUACAAGUUGAUCCUCCAACAAAAAGGCUUGUUUUCUUCUGAUCAGGCUUUGCUUGACAGCCCAAAGACCAAGCAAUUGGUUUCUAAGUUUGCCGCCUCACAAAAGGCUUUCUUUGAUGCUUUUGCCAAGUCCAUGAUAAAAAUGAGUAGUAUCAAUGGUGGGCAAGAAGUUAGGAAGGACUGCAGAAAGAUCAAUUAAAAAGCCUUAAUUUAGUUGAAGUUAAUUAUGAUAUUUCAGACAAAUUAUUGUGUGAAAAGUGGUGAAUCACAUUUUGAAGAUGGUAAUAAAAUUGUGUGUUUUCAUUUAUAGAGAUAUGUAUUCUUUUUUUGCUUUUUAAGAAGCAGAGAUAUGUAUUCUUAUAUCAGUGUUAUAAAAAUUCAAACUUGUCUUGGCAAA